Molecule: messenger RNA, 4910 nt
Organism: Pundamilia nyererei
Lineage: Eukaryota; Metazoa; Chordata; Actinopteri; Cichliformes; Cichlidae
Product: zinc finger protein OZF-like
Exons: 2
Coding region: 444-1484 (346 amino acids)
Biological process (GO): regulation of transcription by RNA polymerase II
Molecular function (GO): DNA-binding transcription factor activity; RNA polymerase II cis-regulatory region sequence-specific DNA binding
Source: RefSeq, a predicted model, not a curated record
AAGCUCUGCCAUCACAUCCUCUGCAGUCAGUGACGCUGUAUGACCCAAACGACCCCACAGACCAGGAUCCCUCCGAUCCAGAGGAGCACGAUGGCAGCAACGUUUCCUGUCCAUCAUCACCUCCUUUGCCCUCGCCAUCCUACCACCCACCCCUCUCUGAGAGCAGCGAUGGAGACCCGGACAGUGACUGGAUUGAACAUAGGCGGACUCUGAGACCUCUGAGGAGGAAGAAGCGUAGCCGUCCGGCGCUCAGUGUCACAAGCAACCGGAGGCGCUCGAGUCUGGCUCAGAGCUUCAGCUGCCACGUGUGUGACCGGGCACUGCAAGGGAAAGGCUUCCUACUCAAACACGUCCUGCACACCUGUGCCAGCAACCCAGACUUUCGCUGCGGUUACUGUGGGGAGUGCCUGGACUCUGCCGAUGGCCUGAAGGCUCAUCUGCAGAUGCACCAGGACAAAAGCAAAACAUGCUCCUUCUGCGGGAAAACCUUCCAUUCCAUCCUGGCCCAGGAAAUGCAUGUGCGGUUGCACACAGGAGAGAAACCGUACAGCUGCAACUUCUGCGGCAAGAAGUUCAGUCAGAAGGGCAACCUGACGUCACACCUGCGUGUCCACGCAGAAGAGAAAGCCUUCAAAUGUAAAGAGUGCAGCCGUGCCUUCUGUCACAUGAGCUCUUUGGAGCGCCACAUGGAGGAGCACAGGAGCUCAGCAGUGCACACCUGCAGUGUCUGCGGUGAGGAGUUCAGUAAACGGAACAGUCUGCGGCAACACAUGGCAACUCAUCAGAAGAACGACAGCCUCAGAAUUAAGACGAACCGCACUUCAAUACCGUCCUUCCGCUGCAAAGUUUGCAGUGACACCUUUGAUAGGAAGACCCUGUUAGUGAAACACGUGGCGACUCACCUGCAAGACACGGACUGCCGCUGUGGACUCUGCGGACACCAUUAUGAGUCCUCUGACAGCCUUGAUGCCCACCUGCGCUCUCACCGUGAGGCUGGCGGCACCUGCAGCAUCUGCGGGAAGUGCUUCCCGGGCCAAUCGGCGCUGCAGAUGCACCUGAGGAUCCACACUGGGGAGAAACCCUACAGCUGCAGCUUCUGUGGGAAGGCUUUCAACCAGAGUGGCAACCUGAAGACACACCUGAAAAUCCACACGGGUGAGCGGGCGUUCUCCUGCAGCCUGUGUGGGAAAGGCUUCACCCAAAAACAGACCCUGGACACACAUGUCCGCUUUCACAACAAGGAGCGCCGCUUCCUGUGCCAGGUAUGUGGGAAGGGCUUCAUGCAGGAUGUGGACCUUAAGAGACAUAUGCUGAUCCAUACCGGGGAGAAACCAUACACCUGUAGGGUCUGUGGGAAAAGUUUCCAGGCCAAACGCUCGCUUAAUGGGCACCUUAAAGUGCAUUUAGCUGGCCAGGAGGACUCGAGGCCAGAGCCGCAGAGGACAGCAGAGGACAGCUUCUACUCAGGAUUCACGCAGUUGUAGUACCACAGCACCUCCCCAUUAUUCAUAAUAGCACAGAACACUACAGUUGACAGGAAGUUUCUGACAAAAUGGAAUCUCUAUAAAGUUGGUCAUGUUUUCAUAAUGGUAGUGGUACCACCUUCACUGACUGUACUCCUGUCGUGUCCACCUGUCUCCCUCUCAUUCACACACAUGCAUUUUGUUUUCCUCUUACUGGCUCCUCUUUUCUCCAGAGCAUACCUCCACCUCUCCAUGCUCUCCUCCACCUACUCACUACAGAUCACGGCGUCAUCUGUAAACAUCGCAGUCCACAGACCUUAUCUCUCAGUUGGUCCUUCACCACAGUAAACAAGAGGGGCUCAGAGCAUACCUGAUGUAAUCCCACCUCCACCUUUAACCGCCCUGUCACUCCUACCACUCAAUUCACCACUGUCUCUGUCCUCAUACAUGUCCUGCACCACCAUCACAGACUUCUCUGCCACUCCUUACUUACCGCAGUUCCUCUCUGAACUGCUAAUCAUCUGAUCCCUCUGACCCACAAAGACACAGUGAAGCUCCUUUUGACCUUCUUUAAACUUCCUCAUCAACACUCUCAAGGCAAACAUCACAUUCACUAACUGUCAUCCUUUCUCAUUUUCUUCAUUCAUCAUCUCCUCCAUGUACUGCUUACAUCACAUCACACCCUCUUCACUUGUUAUUACAUUUCAGUCCUUGAAACAGCUUGGUCUCUAUGUCUAACCAGUCUCCUUCCUUGGUGUCCAGUCUCACAUACAGGUCACAAUAAGCUUUUUCUACCAUUGCUGUCCACUGAGCCUGUGUACUUCUGUCUACUUUUUUCAAUCAUACCACUUUUUCUUUGCUAACCUCUCCUGUAGUUCCUCAUUCCUCCACUAAGUCUCCUUGUCCUCUUUCCUCUCACUACUCAGUCCUCUGUUAACUCUACCUGCCACCGAAAGCUUGUUUCACCUCCUCUGUGAACUCUGUACAACAUUUAUUUUUCUACAACUUCCACCAUUUAAUCUUUGCCCCUACCUUUGCUCAAUUCCACUGCUUUUUUUUUAACUUUAUUUUUUUUCUUUAGAAAUACACAGUGCAUCUUGCUCCUUUAUACAUGCGCAUAUAUACACACAUACUGUACACAUACACCCACACCUACAUACAUAUACACACACCUUCAAAUACCUACAUACAUACAAACUUUGCAUAUUGUUGUAUGUGUCUACACAAGUGCCCAUUCAGCACAAAAUGGAGAAAAGUCCAGUUGAGCACUAAACAAGGUCCAGGAAAUAAAGUUAAAUGAAAAGAGAUUGAGAUGGGAAAAUCAUUUUGUAUGACCAUAUCUUUGAAAUUUUUCUUUACAGAGUCUUAGAGAAAAGGUAAAUGUUUUCCAUUUCAAAAAUAUCUUUUACCUUUUUAAUCGUCGUUUUCUCUCUCCAAUAAGAUUUAAUAGCAGGACAGGUCCAGAAUAUGUGAUAGUGAUCAGCCAUGGUGUUGCCACAUUGUCCCCAGCAGUUACUAGAUUCAGGUUUGCUAUUCUGAAGUGGUUUAUUUUUAGGGUUAAUGAAAAAUCUAAUGUUAUUCUUCCAGGAAUAUUCCCUCCAAAGAGGGGACCUUGACGUGCUAUUGUUUGUCUUCUUUCUCCCAUUGGGUCUUAACAUAUUGGGUGUAGUGCUUCCUGAAUGAUUGUAAAUAUGAAUACAGUUUAGAGAUCAGCCUUUUAUGUACUUUACCUUUCUAGGUGUUCACAAAUAUGUCAAUGAGGCACCCACUCCCUUACAACUUUAUUAUUUUUAGUGUACACGUGUUUUUCCUGUAGGCUUAUAUCACCCAAUAAAGACUGUAAAACCUGUCUAAUUGGAUAAGUACUGAAGCUGUAAUCGUAAUUGUCCUCCAGGUUAGGUAAAGACAAUCUACCUUGGUCUUUUGGUAACUGUAGAGUCUCAAGUUGUACCCUGGGUUUUUAUCUCGCCAAAUAAGUUGUGAGAUCAUUCUUUUCCACUCAUUAAGUUGUUUCGGGGGAAUUUCAAUUGGCAGGGACUGAAAAAGAAACAACACACGUGGUAAAAUUGUGAAGAAGAAAAUGGUCACAAUUUCUAUUCUGCCAUACAGACAAACUGUCAAUCCCAUCUUCCUGAGUCCACUUUUAUAUUUUGUGUGAUAGCGUUAUAAUUUAAGUUAUAAAUUUCUGUCAAAUCCUUUGUUGUGGUGACUCCAAGAUACGUCAGUUUGUUAGUAUUCCAUUUGAAAUUAUGCAUUUUACGUAUGUUUUCUUUUGGUACAUAGAUGUAAGUUAGAGUUUGGGUUUUUUGCAUAUUUAAUUUGCAACCUGAGUAUUGGCUAAAUUGUUUAAGACGAGUCAUCAAUUUAGGGAGGCUAGAGUCCGGAUUGGACAAGGUCAAAAGUACAUCAUCUGUAUAUAAGCAUAUUUUAUACUCCACUCCUCGAUUUCCUUGUCUUCUCUAAUCUAUUGAACCAGGGCUCUAUAAAGAGUACAGACAAAGUAAAGCUUAGGGGACUCCCCUGAAGACAUCCUCUCUCAAGCGUAAUAGUCGUAGACAGAUUUCCAUUAUUUUUUAUCUGGGCAGUUGGACGACUGUACAGAAACAACCUAUGAUCUGUUCUUUGAAUUCAAAUGGUUUUAGUACUAAGAGAUUCAGGAUUUUGAUUUUUUGAUAAGUUUGAGGAGUCCAAGGUAGGGUGUAAUUGUACAUUUCAGUCUCCACCACAUAUCAGAACACCUGAUGUCUCUGUAGCAACUAAAUCAAACAUGGUCCUUAAUAAUGAUUUGUGUUGUCCAGGAGGUCUGUAGAUGUUAAGUAGCAUCACUACUUUAGAGUCUAGAAUUCCUUUUACCAAAUUAUAUAGUCCUUCCUCAGCUGGAAGGAAUUUGUUUUAAAAUUAGAAUUGCAACUCCCCUAUUGGGUCCCUUUGUGUUUGAUAAAUAAAAUAUGUAUUUCAAUCUGGGGUGUUUAGGUUUUUGUGCCCUUUUUUGGUAAAGCGGGUCUCCUGCCAAAGAAUUAUAUGAUGGUUUUCCUCUUUCAUUCCAGCAAUAAGUUUACAUCUUUUAACUGGGUUUUGUAACUCAUUGACAUUAAGUGUUAGUAAACUAUACUGCUGAAAGGACAAGCCUUGUAUAAGAAACAGCAUUUACAUUGUAAACCUUGGGUGACAAAAAACACAACACACAUCUGACAAAACUUGGAACUUUAACUGAAAUAGAACAAAUGAGAGAAUGGUGGUUUCUACUCAAAAUCAGAAUUUCCCAAAAACCUUUUGGAGAGGAAAGCUCUUGCAUUACGAGGGGCCUCUCCUCGGUAAGGUUAUGAAUAAUCAAAGUAUUACAAAGUAGUUAGUAGUCAAAAUAAACAGGAAAACAAGCUCCCAGAACAGUGGCUUAUUCUCCAAGUUCUCUAAGGCAGACAUUUGUAACUUCCAGUGUAAAAUUAA